Suillus fuscotomentosus is the source of this 414-nucleotide messenger RNA. RefSeq lists its product as uncharacterized. Lineage: Eukaryota; Fungi; Basidiomycota; Agaricomycetes; Boletales; Suillaceae. The coding region runs from base 1 to 414 and encodes 137 amino acids. The transcript has 2 exons. The record is from RefSeq and is a predicted model, not a curated record.
AUGCUCACACACAGCACUGAGCAGGACAUCAAAUUUUCAGGUGUCAUCAACCCAAGGAAAUCUAUUCUAGUGCCAGUCCCACACAUGACCAACAGCGGCUCAUUUUUACUGCCAAGCCGCUGGUUCCUCACUACCUCCUACAUCUUCUACACUCCCCUUCUUGAGGGAUUGACUCUGUGCUCAUUCCAAUCCAGCCAGCUCAAGGCAUGCUUAGGUUUAUGCAACCCCUUAUGCCUGAUGCAGUCUUUCAACCACCCCAACCUGUACUAUGCCGCAGUACAGCCUAAACCGUCCAUGAAAAAGAAGAUGGUUCAAGCCAUUGCUGGUUUCAUCAGGUCACAGCAUGCUACCCAUACUGGCAUUGUGCACAGCUUCUCAAAGUCGGAGUAUGAGGAACUUGCUGAGCAACUGUGA